Botrytis sinoallii is the source of this 567-nucleotide messenger RNA. RefSeq lists its product as uncharacterized. The transcript has a single exon. NCBI's taxonomy places the organism in Eukaryota, Fungi, Ascomycota, Leotiomycetes, Helotiales, Sclerotiniaceae. The coding region runs from base 1 to 567 and encodes 188 amino acids. The record is from RefSeq and is a predicted model, not a curated record.
AUGCUCCUCGACAAGCUUAUGCCAUUCUUCGAAUUUAUCGCCUACUUUGGGGCACUUUUGUCUGGAUGGUUGAUUUGUUCACAAUAUGGCCGUGACGGUUAUACAGGGGGCGAGAGUCGGAUGCGAGCAAAGCUACUGUUGCAACUAUUACAGAUGUCUCCAGAGGAACGAUCUGAUAGAAUCUUGGAUCUCUUCUUCUUUGUACUGUCUGGAAAGACAACCGAGGUACCUGAGGAAGUUCUUCCCGAGAUUCUCGAGCAUCUCGAACGACGAAUUGGUGGCACAGAAACUGUUCAAAGAAGCGAAUGGUUCCGGACAUUGUCCACAUCCGAACUUAACAGAUAUUGCGACGCGCAGCUUAGAGUGACUCCAAGUCGUCGACGUAAUUUUGCAUUAGAAAUCAAAGAGAACUGGAACAUACCAACUGUGGAGCGUCCAAUGGGAUUUGAGAAAGAGAUUGCCAGGGUUCAGAAGCGUAUUGAGGAGUACAAGAGAGGAAUUUCUUCAACGAAAGCAAAGAUGGCGGAAAACAUUGAUCUUGAAAAAGGACCUGGAUGGGAGAGAUGA